Messenger RNA from Papaver somniferum (opium poppy), 1039 nucleotides. Its product is annotated as probable 2-oxoglutarate-dependent dioxygenase AOP1. The transcript has 3 exons. Gene Ontology annotation, molecular function: dioxygenase activity. The coding region runs from base 1 to 945 and encodes 314 amino acids. NCBI's taxonomy places the organism in Eukaryota, Viridiplantae, Streptophyta, Magnoliopsida, Ranunculales, Papaveraceae. The record is from RefSeq and is a predicted model, not a curated record.
AUGGAUUCUGGAUGUGGCAUCCCAUGUAUUAAUUUCAGCAAAGACCCAAAAGAUCUAGUAGAAGGAAGUGAAGGAUGGAAGAAAUUAUGCAUACAAGUAAGAGAAGCUUGCGCAAAUUAUGGAGGAUUCCGGGUAGUCUAUGAUAAAGUUCCAGAUGAACUCCAUGAAGAAAUGCUUAAGGGAUUGGAAGAAUUGUUUGAUCUUCCUGAUGAGACUAAAAUGAAGAAUUCUGGUUCUGUGCAUCAUGGUUACUUAGGCAAGUUUGAAGGGCAACCGCUGUAUGAGAGUUUGGGAAUUCACAAUGCACCCAUCCUUGAACAGUCUCAAGCCUUCACAGACCUUAUGUGGCCUAAUGGAAAUCCUGCCUUCUGUCAAACAUUGAACUCAAUGAGUAGAAUGAUGCAAGAACUUGAAGGACUGGUACGGAAGAUGAUUUUCGAGAGCUUAGUAGUUAAACAUUACUAUGAUUCACACAUCAAGGACAAUGAUUACUUAUUCCGUGUUAUGAAGUACAGCGCUCCAUUCACUGAUGAUUGGACCCUUGGUCUUUCUCCUCAUACUGACCAAGAUCUCAUUACCAUCUUAUAUGAAGACAGACAAGGACUUGAAAUCCUCUCCAAAGAGGGCCAAUGGCUUCAGGUGGUACAACAACCCAAAACAUUUGUAGUUAUGGUGGGCAAAACCCUCAUGGCUUGGAGCAAUGGAAGGAUGCAUACACCAAAACAUAGAGUAAUGGUGAAAGGAGAAAAAGAUAGAUACUCUUACGGAUUGUUUGCAUGUCUGAAAGAAGGAGUAAUUGUUGAAACCCCAAAAGAAUUAGUCGACAAAGAUCAUCCUCUGCUAUAUCGUCCUUUUAACUACAGAGAUUACAUCCAGUAUCUUAGAGCCAAUUUCUACCUUGACUCUGCACUUGAUACCUUUGCCGGUACAGGAGGAGAAGUUUGAUUGUAAUGCAUUUAACAUUCUCUCGCGUGUUUUGUCAAUGGUAUUUCAUGGCGUGCGUGCACACCAACAACACAAAUUCAUGCUCAAAGAGGAA